AUGAAGACCAAGGAAGAACCUUUGGGACAGAGAGACCAAGGAAACCACGAGGACUCGACGAUCGAAGAUGCGAAGAAACAGCGACAUCGUGUCCCUACGGUGCCGCAACGAUUCGACGCAGCGUCACAGGCAGAGAUUAAAAGACAUGCCCAUGUGAAAUCACGUACAAUGCACGCAUUAGUCGUCCUACCGUUGCUUCGCUGA
Angiostrongylus costaricensis is the source of this 204-nucleotide messenger RNA. The record is from the annotation of a GenBank genome assembly. NCBI's taxonomy places the organism in Eukaryota, Metazoa, Nematoda, Chromadorea, Rhabditida, Metastrongylidae.